AUGUCUGGAAACCCCCUCGAGACAUUCGAAACCAACCCUGGAUACCUCGGACAGGGCAUCUACAUCCAGAAGGAUACCACCGUCACGGAGGAGAUCUACGUUUCUGUGACCAAGACCGACGUGAACAACGGAAAAUCCGCCUGGUACGAGCCCGGAGAAGACGUCGGUAUCACUUGGAAGCCCCUUACCAACAAAGCUACCGACAACGAGCACGUCCGCCGCAACGGGGGCUAUGAGAUCGUCUCUUUCAAGGAUGCCAAAGAUACUCAGCGCAAGGCGCUCUACCUCAGCAUGGCCGCGGUAUCGUCGUUCAGGUUGUCCCCCAAUCGUCUUGAAGGCUCUUCGCCCGAUCGCUAA
This is a messenger RNA of Peniophora sp. CBMAI 1063, 357 nucleotides long. Lineage: Eukaryota; Fungi; Basidiomycota; Agaricomycetes; Russulales; Peniophoraceae. The record is from the annotation of a GenBank genome assembly.